GCAGGUUAACAGUCAUGCUAUCUGGCAGGUUAACAGUCAUGCUAUCUGGCAGGUUAACAGACAUGCUAUCUGGUAGGUUAACAGUCAUGCUAUCUGGCAGGUUAACAGUCAUGCUAUCUGGCAGGUUAACAGACAUGCUAUCUGGCAGGUUAACAGACAUGCUAUCUGGCAGGUUAAAACUCAUGCUAUCUGGCAGGUUAACAGACAUGGUAUCUGGCUGGUUAACAGUCAUGCUAUCUGGCAGGUUAACAGACAUGCUAUCUGGCAGGUUAACAGACAUGCUAUCUGGCAGGUUAAAACUCAUUCUAUCUGGCAGGUUCACAGUCAUGCUAUCUGGCAGGUUAAAACUCAUGCUAUCUGGCAGGUUCACAGUCAUGCUAUCUGGCAGGUUAACAGUCAUGCUAUCUGGCAGGUUAAAACUCAUGCUAUCUGGCAGGUUAACAGUCAUGCUAUCUGGCAGGUUAAAACUCAUGCUAUCUGGUAGGUUAACAGUCAUGCUAUCUGGUAGGUUUAAACUCAUGCUAUCUGGCAGGUUAAAACUCAUGCUAUCUGGCAGGUUAAAACUCAUGCUAUCUGGUAGGUUAACAUUCAUGCUAUCUGGCAGGUUAACAGUCAUGCUAUCUGGUAGGUUAAAACUCAUGCUAUCUGGCAGGUUAACAGUCAUGCUAUCUGGUAGGUUUAAACUCAUGCUAUCUGGCAGGUUAACAGUCAUGCUAUCUGGCAGGUUAACAAUCAUGCUAUCUGGCAGGUUAAAACUCAUGCUAUCUGGCAGGUUAACAAUCAUGCUAUCUGGUAGGUUAACAGUCAUGCUAUCUGGUAGGUUAACAGUCAUGCUAUCUGGUAGGUUAAAACUCAUGCUAUCUGGCAGGUUAAAACUCAUGCUAUCUGGCAGGUUAAAACUCAUGCUAUCUGGUAGGUUAAAACUCAUGCUAUCUGGCAGGUUAACAGUCAUGCUAUCUGGCAGGUUCACAGUCAUGCUAUCUGGCAGGUUAAAACUCAUGCUAUCUGGCAGGUUAAAACUCAUGCUAUCUGGUAGGUUAAAACUCAUGCUAUCUGGCAGGUUAACAGUCAUGCUAUCUGGCAGGUUAACAGUCAUGCUAUCUGGCAGGUUCACAGUCAUGCUAUCUGGCAGGUUAAAACUCAUGCUAUCUGGCAGGUUAACAAUCAUGCUAUCUGGUAGGUUAACAGUCAUGCUAUCUGGUAGGUUAACAGUCAUGCUAUCUGGUAGGUUAAAACUCAUGCUAUCUGGCAGGUUAAAACUCAUGCUAUCUGGCAGGUUAAAACUCAUGCUAUCUGGUAGGUUAAAACUCAUGCUAUCUGGCAGGUUAACAGUCAUGCUAUCUGGCAGGUUCACAGUCAUGCUAUCUGGCAGGUUAAAACUCAUGCUAUCUGGUAGGUUAACAGUCAUGCUAUCUGGUAGGUUAAAACUCAUGCUAUCUGGUAGGUUAAAACUCAUGCUAUCUGGCAGGUUAAAACUCAUGCUAUCUGGUAGGUUAACAGUCAUGCUACCUGGCAGGUUAACAGUCAUGCUAUCUGGCAGGUUCACAGUCAUGCUAUCUGGCAGGUUCACAGUCAUGCUAUCUGGCAGGUUAACACUCAUGCUAUCUGGUAGGUUAACAGUCAUGCUAUCUGGUAGGUUAAAACUCAUGCUAUCUGGCAGGUUAAAACUCAUGCUAUCUGGUAGGUUAAAACUCGUGCUAUCUGGUAGGUUAACAGUCAUGCUAUCUGGCAGGUUAAACAGUCAUGAUAUCAGUCUACCUUCUGGAUUUAUAACUGCUACUGCAACUUGACAAGCUCUGUUUUUACCAACAUCAACUCUUAUCCAUCUUUGUUGUUGCAUUCACUGAUUUAAUUCUUCCUAAACCUGUUACUGGUUGUUGUUGACUAGGGUUGAAGCAAAACUGAAAUAAAAUGAUUAAUUAUUCUAUAUGUGCUUUGUGGACUUGGAGAAAGAGUUUCAACCAUGUCCCCCGGGAACUCCUGUGGGGGGUGCUCCAGGAAUAUGGGGUGUCAGACACCACUGUAGGAACUAUCCGGUCCCUGUACAACCGGUGCCAGAGCUUGGUCCCCAUUCCCGGCAGUAAAUCAAAUUUGUUUCCAGUGCGGGUUGGACUCCGCCAAGGCAGCCCUUUGUCACCGAUUCUGUUCAUAACUUUUAUGUAAGUAUUUUCUAGGUGCAGCCGAGGUGUUGAGGGGAUCCGGUUUGGUAGCCUCAGGAUUGGGUCUCUGCUCUUUGUGGAUGAUGUGGUUCUGUUGGCUCCAUUGGGCCGUGAUCUUCAGCUCUCACUGGAGUGAUUUGCAGCCAAGUGUGUGCAUCGGUCUGUGGAAAAGCUCUUGAUUUACCGAUCAAUCUACACUCUGACCCUCAUCUAUGGUCACAAACUGAGGGUAGUGACCGAAAGAACAGUGCCGAAUACAAGCAGCCAAAAUUUUUUUUCCCGCAGGGUAGCCGGGCUCUCCCUUAGAGACAGGGUGA
Molecule: messenger RNA, 2476 nt
Organism: Melanotaenia boesemani (Boeseman's rainbowfish)
Lineage: Eukaryota; Metazoa; Chordata; Actinopteri; Atheriniformes; Melanotaeniidae
Exons: 2
Coding region: 15-1790 (591 amino acids)
Source: RefSeq, a predicted model, not a curated record